This is a messenger RNA of Porites lobata, 1115 nucleotides long. The record is from the annotation of a GenBank genome assembly. NCBI's taxonomy places the organism in Eukaryota, Metazoa, Cnidaria, Anthozoa, Scleractinia, Poritidae.
AUGGAUUCUGUAGCCUUAAUCGAUAGUUCAGUUAAACUGUUCGUGAAUAGAGACCCAAUGGAAAAAAAGCACAUGAGAGAAAGUGAUCUCCGCCGCGACAUGCUCGACGUUAAAGCAAAGUUGGAGGCACUUGCGAAUUCUACUUUAUUGUCAAGUUUUACAUUUUACAGAGAAGGAAUCCGUCGCCUUCUUAAACUCAAGAAAAAUUCUUAUGAAGGUGACAGGGAAAGUGCUGACAGACAAACAGAAGUGCGCUCGACAAGCAUGUAUCAGGUCUGCAACGACUUGAGACUACAUUGUUUAGACGAUGCAGACAAAAGAGCACUGGCGGCUGCAAAGGAUGAUUUCAAACAAGCCCGUAUCAAGGCUGUAGAAGCUUUCAGCAAUGAAGGCGUUGAAAUAUUGGAUCGCAUGCAAGCAAUGGUUAUUCGUGUCGCGUCGACCAUGCUAGAGAACGUUGACCAUCCUGAGGAUGCGUUGAAUGUGUGUAUUGGCUGUCUUGAAGACCUUCACGGUCUCAAGUAUGUGAGGGAGACUUUUAAUCAAGUUGUUUAUAAAGGCCUUAACAAAGUUUCUUUUAAAAGGGGGGUUCAAAAGCAAGUAAUUGCUUCCGUCUGUCGAAUAAAUCAUUUUAUUCGCAAUGCUGCACUGGCGAUCGCCAAGGAAGGGGAAUUGUUGGUUUUUCCCUUGAUUGAAGUGGAAAACGAAAAAAUAGAUCCAUUGUCCGACUCCCGAGUGGCUAAGGAAGUGCCGCACGUUUCUCUAACGCCAUCGACCCUUAAUGAAGAAGAUAAAAAGAAUAAACCGAACAUACCACAAGGCAUUGCUGUUAAUUCUCAGGGACACUGUAUGGUUGGAGACGAAUGGGAUCUAACCGUUAAAGAAUAUGAUGCGAAUGGCUUGUUUGUUCGUAAACUUUCCUUAACGCCCUGGCAAAAAGACUCGGUUGCGAGCAUUGUGGAUGUUGCUACUGAUACCAAAGAUAAUGUGUAUGUAUUGUUUGAACUGGGAGAAAACUCAACAACUGCGCACUUCAAGAUUUUUGUGUUUGAUAAAGGAAGCUCACACACGAGACGCGACAUAUUAUUGAAAGAAAAAACAGCAGAGGUUUCUAG